Pseudogymnoascus verrucosus is the source of this 573-nucleotide messenger RNA. RefSeq lists its product as uncharacterized. Gene Ontology annotation, molecular function: alcohol dehydrogenase (NAD+) activity; metal ion binding. Bases 1 to 573 code for a protein of 190 amino acids. Gene Ontology annotation, cellular component: mitochondrion. Lineage: Eukaryota; Fungi; Ascomycota; Leotiomycetes; Thelebolales; Thelebolaceae. The transcript has 2 exons. The record is from RefSeq and is a predicted model, not a curated record.
AUGCUGGACAGCUGGAAGGGAGCUCUGACGAAACCACAAUCGUCAUUCUCCAGUUCAAAUGUCCCCAUGACAGUGUCUUGGUGUGCCUGGUUUGAGGAAGGUCGUGCGACCGUUCAGUUGGUACCCAGGAUCGUCGAAUCACUGGCGGACCUCGCAGCUCGUGAAUCCGUCGUCUAUGGCGCCUGGCUCUAUGGCACCUACUUAGGUGCAGUCGGAAUGUCUCUCCACCACAAGUUAUGCCAUACCCUCGGAGGGUCCUUUAACAUGCCGCACGCCGAAACACACACCAUCAUCCUACCUCAUGUGUUGGCUUAUAAUGCUCCCUCCCGUUAUACCCGAUACUAUGAAGAGGUUAGUGAUGGCGAUGCAACCAACGGGCUGAGUAUGCUGCUUCAGAGGCCAAAGGUAAAGAGAUCAUUGAAGGACUUUGGAUUUAAAGACGAAGAUAUAGACAAGGCUGCGGAGAUUACGGUCGGGAACUCGUACUGGAAUCCAAGGACUAUAGAGAAGCAGCUUAUCAGGGAGUUGCUGAGGCGGACGUGGUCUGGAGAGGACGCAAGGGCGGAUCUGUGA